AUGACACAGGGAAGAGGCCCCGCCGCUGGUGGCGGCGGAGGUGGCGGAGGUGGCGGCGGCCAGACGUACAAGACGGGCUCUACGUACCUGGUGAAGUCCUUGCACCCGGUGAGCUCCGGUGGAGGAGGAGGCGGAGGCAAAGGCGGUGGAGGAGGUGGUUACGGUGGAGGAGGCGGCCACGGUGGAGGAGGCGGCCACGGUGGAGGAGGCGGUGGAGGACACGGUGGAGGUGGCGGUGGUUGGCAGGGAGGCGGUGGCGGCGGUUGGCAGGGAGGCGGAGGCGGCGGCGGUUGGGACCGCUAA
Molecule: messenger RNA, 303 nt
Organism: Dermacentor albipictus
Lineage: Eukaryota; Metazoa; Arthropoda; Arachnida; Ixodida; Ixodidae
Source: RefSeq, a predicted model, not a curated record